Molecule: messenger RNA, 732 nt
Organism: Meloidogyne enterolobii
Lineage: Eukaryota; Metazoa; Nematoda; Chromadorea; Rhabditida; Meloidogynidae
Source: the annotation of a GenBank genome assembly
UUGUGUUUUAUUUCAUUGUAAGGCUGGCGAGGAGCGGAACUCUGUCCAGACAAUACACGUUCUAUAAGGCUUUGUCUUACGUUAAUAACGUCCAGAAAGAGGGUUUGCCCUAUGGUGUUUUGCCCUUCUUGAUGUUUGCCCUCUUUUAUUUUUCUUAAAAAAGUGUUCCAUCUCUCUAUAUUUUUUAUUUAAAAACACCUUUUAUUUUCAGAAUUAAAUUUUCAAUUUAAAUAAUGGCUUCAAUUUCUUGCCUUAAUCCAAAUGCUGAACUUGCUCGGAAUACAGCUGCACUUGAAAUGAACAUUAGCGGUGCUAAAGGACUCCAAGAAGUUAUGAAAUCGAAUUUGGGACCUAAAGGAACACUCAAAAUGUUAGUCUCUGGCUCUGGCGAUUUGAAGGUUACCAAAGAUGGAAAUGUUCUUUUACAUGAAAUGCAAAUUCAACACCCAACAGCUUCAUUAAUCGCAAAAGCAUGUACUGCACAAAAUGACGCAACUGGGGAUGGAACGACUUCUACGGUUUUAUUAAUUGGAGAAUUGUUGAAACAAGCUGAACUUUAUAUUAGUGAUGUGAGGUUUUUUUAUACUUUCGGAGGUUUAUAGGCUCAAAUGACUCUCCACUCAAAAUUUUUGUGCAACCAUUUUUUGUCCAGCCUAGAUUCUGGCACAGAAUAGGUCGAAUCUAAACCCGGACUUUUUUCCGAUCCUAAGUAAAUUUUGAAACCCGACCAGC